Molecule: messenger RNA, 3000 nt
Organism: Mesocricetus auratus (golden hamster)
Lineage: Eukaryota; Metazoa; Chordata; Mammalia; Rodentia; Cricetidae
Gene: Acp3
Product: acid phosphatase 3
Exons: 11
Coding region: 45-1316 (423 amino acids)
Biological process (GO): lysosome organization; dephosphorylation
Cellular component (GO): lysosome; plasma membrane
Molecular function (GO): acid phosphatase activity
Source: RefSeq, a predicted model, not a curated record
CCUUCAGGAGGCUUCUGGAGUAAAGCACCUCCUACAGCUGCCAGAUGCAGCUCUCUCCCACCAUGAGAGCUGCCCCUCUGCACCUGACCAGGACAGUAAGCUUUGGCCUUGGCUGUCUGCUCUUGCUUUCUCUCCACCUGGACCCAGGCCAAGCCAAAGAACUGAAGUUUGUGACAUUGGUGUUUCGGCAUGGAGACCGAAGUCCCAUCGAUACCUUUCCUAACGACCCCAUUAAGGAAUCCUCAUGGCCACAAGGAUUUGGCCAACUUACCCAGUGGGGCAUGGGACAGCACUAUGAACUUGGAAGUUAUAUAAAGAGAAGAUAUGGAAGAUUCUUGAAUGAUUCCUAUAAACAUGAUCAGGUUUAUAUUAGAAGCACAGAUGUUGACCGGACUUUAAUGAGUGCUAUGACAAAUCUUGCAGCCCUGUUUCCCCCAGAAGGCACCAGCAUCUGGAAUCCCACCCUGCCCUGGCAGCCCAUCCCAGUGCACACAGUGUCUCUCUCUGAAGAUCGGUUGCUGUACCUGCCUUUCAGAGACUGUCCUCGUUUUAAAGAACUCCAGAGUGAAACUUUGCAAUCUGAGGAAUUCCAGAGGAGGCUCCAACCAUAUAAAAGCUUCAUAGAAACCUUGCCAUCACUGUCAGGAUUCCCUGGCCAGGAUCUUUUUGGAAUUUGGAGUAAGGUUUAUGACCCUUUAUAUUGUGAGAGUAUUCACAAUUUCACCUUGCCCUCCUGGGCCACCAAGGACGCCAUGACUAAGUUAAGAGAGUUAUCGGAAUUAUCUCUGCUAUCACUUUAUGGAAUUCACAAGCAAAAAGAGAAAUCCAGACUCCAGGGUGGUGUCCUGAUCAAUGAAAUCCUCAAGAACAUGAGGACUGCAACUCAACCACAGAAGUACAGAAAAUUUGUCAUGUACUCUGCACACGACACUACUGUGAGUGGCCUGCAGAUGGCACUAGAUGUUUACAAUGGAAUUCUCCCUCCCUAUGCGGCUUGCCACAUAAUGGAAUUGUACCAUGAAGAGGGGAGACACUUUGUGGAGAUGUACUAUCGGAAUGAGACCCAGCACGAGCCCUACCCACUCACGCUGCCGGGCUGUACCCACAGCUGCCCUCUGGAGGAGUUUGCAGAGCUACUGGAUCCUGUGAUCCCCCAGGACUGGUCCACGGAGUGCAUGGGCACAAACAAUCACCAAGUCCUGAGGGUCAUUCUUGCCAUUACCUUUUGCCUGGUAUCUGGUAUCCUAGUGAUACUGCUGUUGGCCCUCAUCCGCCACGGGCCCUGCUGGCAGAGAGACGUGUAUCGGAACAUCUGAAGAGACGGCUAGACCUCCAGGGACAACAUCUCUCAGUGAAGCAGCACCUUCUGCCAUACGGGCAUUGCUCUGCGCACACCCUCCCGUUAGAACCUGCCUAGGGUUGUGUGAGCUCGCUGCCACGGGGCAGAGUACAAGUUAGGUAGGCCUUGUGACCACUGAGCUGCACUGUGGGCUGCUCACAGGGCUGCCUCGGGACUCCUCUGCAAGAGCCCUUCUGCUCGUCUCUGUUCUCUCACACAGAGGUCCUGAGAGAAACAAGAAGCCAAAUUCCAAUCCAUCUGGUGCUUACAAAGAGGAACAGGAGAGAAAGUGGGGCCAAGACAUAGGCUAGACCACACUAGGUAACGCAGAGUGUUAGACCAGAAGUAGAGGAAAAUGGCUUUACUUAGUAAUCCCCCCCCCCCUCUCUCUCUCUCUCUCUCUCUCUCUCUCUCUCUCUCUCUCUCUCUCUCUCUCUCUCUCUCUCUCUCUCUCUCCUUCCCUCUGCCCCUCGCCCUCUCUCUCUGAAAAGCAAUUCAAACCCUCCUACCUGUACAUCUGACACACACAUACAUAUAUCCAUAUUCAAAAUAUCUUUAGGUGAGGCAUUUGACUCUCAGAAACUGUAAUGUCAUUCGCUUUAAGCGUAGCUCCAGUCAUUUUCUCCCAGUUUCCACACAGAGAAAUAACCGGAAAACCCUUAAAUUCAUUUCUUCCCACUCUCACUGCCUGAUUUUUAUACAGUGUGCGUUACCUUCACUUUACAAUUAUGGUCUCUUACACGGAUAAUAGCUGUUCAUGACCAGCACAAAAUGAUACUUUUUUAUUUACUUAUUUUUUGGCAUGGUGCUAGACUGCAACCCCCUGGGCUUUGUGCACACUAGGCGAACCCUUUACUAAUGAACUGUGCCUUCAGCCUUCUCCAACUUUUCUAAUUGUCAACAUAGAAAGGAAAGUACACAGGGCAGGGGGCGGGGUGGGGGGACAGAAUGACAGCCUGCUGGCUUUGGGCCUUAAAUUUUGUUUCCUAAUCUAAAAUGGAAGAGUCUUCACAAGAUGAAUGUAGAAGUCACAUCUAGAUUUUAUUUUCUGUGAACAAUUUUAUUCCACUUUCACUACAUGUAAGUCAUGGCCCAAUCAAGCACCUCCACGGCUGGCACCACCCAUGAAGUCAUUAGGGAAAAGACUAAAAUUUACUUUAUAUAAUUGCAUUCUGCUCUGGACACACAAGCAUUCAGUUGGUGAUAAAUUUGAUCUUGCUCCUCAGUCGGUUGCUUUACUUCCUUGGGGUUGCCUAAAGACCUCAAAGUGUAUCUGGUUGGAGGUGGGGAGGUCAGAGAAGGGUCUUUGUCCUCUGUCCUCACUGCCCACGAUCCAUGAGCUUUUCUGAAGAUAGGCAGAAACAUUCGGGUUGUGGCUUCCAAGGCCAUACUCAGAAUUCACUGUCUGGAUGUCUCUAUGGGAUGCUGGGGCCUUUGACAGCCAGCACAGAUCUCUGUCUGCUCUCCACUGAGAUCCCCACCCAUCCCUAGAGACUCAUGGUGCCCCUGCAAAACACCAAGCACUCACCUCUAUAGUCUGUACUUUUAAUAUCUCAGUGAGCCAAAGCCACUAAAAACAAAACUCAAAGAGCACGCUCACUCUCUCUCUCUCUCUCUCUCUCUCUCUCUCUCUCUCUCUCUCUCUCUCUCUCUCUCUCUCU